UUAGCCAUGGCAUGAUUUUCCGACUCAAAAUAUCAACAUAGUGUAGUUCAACUUCACAGGUGACGGUACUGAACUACGUGUAAUCUUAAGCAAUCAAGGUGUUCAGAAUUGUUGAUACGCCAUGGCAAGUUUGAGGAACUCAGCAUCUGCCUGUGCCCGUCUGCUAACUCCACCUCCUGGCCAGGUCAGUGCUGGUGGACAUUGGAGAACAGCAUCGCCUGAUCGGUGGCUUCGAGGGACUGAUGCAGUCUGUAGAUGUCAGGAAAUGAGCACAAUGCAACAGAUGUACCACAACCACACAGAUAGCAAGAAUGCUGAUCAGAAAGAUGAAAGUCACAAAAAAGAGUCCAAAUCCAAGUCAUAUAUGGAUUCACUAAAAGAACAAAUCAAGUACUUGGAAAAGGUUAAAGACAGUAUAGCCAACAAUUUGCCAAAUGUAGGAGUGAUUAAUGCAGUUGUUCCGACCAGAUUUGCAGAUGAAUUUCAGAAGUAUGUUCCAUUUUCUACCAAGUUGAGAGAAAAUGUUGAGAAAGAUUUACAAGAAAGUAUAGAGGAACAGAAAGCUCAGUUAAAAAACUUGGAGAAACGGGUAAAAGACAAGAUGAUGGCACAUGAAAUUAAGGAUCCGGUUUCAAAGGAGCAGCAAUCAUUUGCAAGAGCAAUGCAAGAUACAAAUGAAAGUAUAGUGAAAUUUUAUGACACUAUUGAUACGACUGACUCUCGCUCACUAAACAAACCCGGUGUGAAAGCAAAGACAAUCAAUGAAGAUGAUCUCAUGACAAGUAUUUUCAAAAGUGUAUGGCCUAUUAAAGCUGACAAAGAUCCAGAUGACGCAUCGACUGUGGUUAAGAAGAAACCAUUGGUUCAGAGAGAUUUUGUGUCAAAAACUGCUAUAGACAGUCGAACAAAAGCACUGGUAGAAGGAAUCAAAACUGCAUCUACAUUACAGUCAAAGUUACGCAGGACGGAGGACUUCUGCAAACACAUUCUUCAGUACCCUAACUCAAGAUUUACAGCUACCAAGGACAAAGUCGUGCCCUACCUGUUGAAGUUUCGAGGUAGCCAGGACGAAGCAUUGUCAAGCCAGGCAAACCAGGCGCUGGUUCAGAUUGGCUACGUAGACCCGGUGAAGGGACAGGGGAUCCGGAUGCUGACCAUAGAUGGAGGCGGAACCAGAGGGCUGCUUGCAAUUGAAUGCUUGAAGAAGCUAGAAGAAGCUUGCCAGACCGACAUCCGUGACAUGUUCGACUAUGUCUGUGGAGUGAGCACGGGGGGGCUGGUCGCUGCCAUGGUGUUCCUGUAUCGUGUUCCUCUGGACGAGUGUGAACUCCUGUACAAGGACUUCAGCCGACAGAUGUUCACGCGGAACCGGGUCCUGGGGACCAGCAAGCUUGUCUGGAAUCAUGCCUUCUAUGACUCAGAGGCUUGGGAGAACAUACUCAAGAAGGAACUGGGAGAACAAAUGAUGAUUGAAUUUGCCAAAGACAAGCAACUACCAAAGUACUCAGGGAUGUCCACUCUGAUGAAUGUGCCGAAGUUGAAGAACUUCAUAUUUCGGAACUACAAUCUGCCACCCCAGUCCUACUCGCGAUACCCCGGUGGGUGCAGGCACUCCAUCUGGGAAGUGAUCCGAGCCUCGUCGGCAGCGCCAGGCUACUUCGAGGAUUUCAAGCUUGGGGACUAUGUCCAUCAGGAUGGUGGUCUCAUGACGAACAACCCCACAGCCAUUGCCAUUCAUGAAGGUCGACUUUUGUGGCCUAACGAGUCAAUUCAGUGUGUUAUUUCAAUCGGCACUGGUCGAUACGAGCCUGCCAUGGAACUCCUUUCUUCCAAGCUUGCUCUAAAAGACAAAGUGAUGAAAAUAGUAGACAGUGCCACAGACACAGAAGCUGUCCACUCCAUCCUCCACGAUCUCCUACCUCAGAACACAUACUACCGGUUCAACCCUUAUCUGUCUGAGUACUUCCUGCUGGAUGAGAUCCGCCCAGAGAAGAUCGACCAGAUGAUGCAGGAAACACAGCUCUACCUGCGGAAAAACGAUGUCAAAAUUACCAAAGCCAUCAACCAACUGUCCAAAGGAAGAAGGCCACAUCAGCGGGCCGCUGAUUUGAUUCGAAAGGCUGCUGAUAGUGUGAGAGCGUGAGAAUGUGAAAAUGGUGAACAUCUUGUAAAGCUGUGAUUUCUCCAACUUUGGAACUUCUGUUGUACUGUGCUAAGAAUGAAAGAAGAAGUCGAAAGAGGCAAGGAUGGAAGAUGUGACAGAAGAUCAGUUGUGACAAACCGUUUAUUUAUUUCGUUAUGAUGCUACAGGUAUUUCUUUUAGUUCAUGACAAUUGCAUUUGUGGUAGUUGCAAGAAUCAGGGUUUCAUUAUCUGAAGAGUGCCCAACAGUGGUGAACUAGUCAUGGUGUUCGACAUGCUAGGAAAUAACCUUGCUGCUUUUGGUAGUGAUUCCAGGUUGAAAACUUCCAACUAUACUGAAAAAGAGUCAAUAGUACCGGUAUUUAUCGUCUUUUUCUUCCAGCUCCAUUCAUUUUUAUUUCUUGUAUCACAAUUUGUUCUGCUGAAGUAAGAGAUUGGAUAAAAAUGUCAGGUAGGGUGUCUCAUUGACUUAAUUUGGAUGUAAACAUCAUUUUCUAUCAACAGUUCACUUUGAUGGGACAGUGGAACAUAGUGUGGCUACGUGCUUUCUUCACUAACAGGACCAGUGAAUUGUAACUCUGAUAUUUUGAGGAAUGGGAACAUGAAAAGGGAAUUCUAAGCUCGUAAUGUGGCAAAACAGGCAGCCGAGGACAGAAUGCAUUUUACAUCAGGAUUCUAUAGUGUUUAUUAUCAUUUAUAGAAUUGUAUUUCAUACAUUUACAAAAUUAUAUGGAAUUUUAGCUUGUCCUGUUUGCUUGUAAGGGAAUGUUUACAAACAGGAAUGAAAUGCAGUAAUCAUCGUCUUUAAAAAUAGGUCCAGAAUAGGUAGAUUUCAUGUCUUGGCAUACAUCUCUUUACAAACACGAGCUAUUUCCUGAACACACACUUUUGUCUAAAAUUAUGAGCUAUUUCCUGAACACACACUUUUGUUUGAUUUGAAAUGGAUUCAUUGCUACACUGAAGUUUAGCUUAGAAUGAAGAUUUGAUGUAUUAGUUGGAAAUAUUUUGAGAAAUAUGUACUGCAAUUUUUUUUGUAAUGGAUACAACAAAAUCGUCAUCCUUAAGUAAAGUGACUUGUUGAGUUUUUACAUGCAUUUAUCUAGCAGACAAGUAGUACGUGGUCUAUCCCAAAACAGGUUCUCCACAAACCCCUACCCUAUAUGUAUUUUACUUUCAUAGGCAUUUUUUACUAGCUGAUGGAUGACAAAGUAACUAAACAUUAUGGAUAACCACUUCAUUCCUGAUGUGUAAUGAUUUUGUCAUCCAUAAUGUUUUUGGAAUUCUUUGUGUAUUUGAUUUGCUGCAUGCCCUCAUCCCAGCAGUGAAGAGUGACGUUACCGGCGCACAUUAACUUACUCAGGAAACUGUUGGUCAGUGUUAGAUCAAUGAACAUGCAGAUUUUUACUCUUUAUACAUAUUUGUUUGUUGGAGUUGCAUAUUUAAAUGACACUGCAUUUAUCAUGGUGCUUUUUUUUAAAUGUUGGAAUUAUGUACUCUAUACACCAGUGCUUCUGUGACUAGGGUGUACUGACCGGGUGACUUUGUCCUCAUCUUGAUGUAGUCAAGUGGUAUUUUAUGUGCACUUUUUUUGUUGCGGAAUAUGUUGUAUGUCCUCCCUUAAAGUUGAACAUCAUUGUUUGGUAGCCAUAUGCAGGUGACCUUCAUGAAUAUGUAUGAGGAAGGGUCCAUAUAUUUGCAGGGGUGAGAUUGGUUCAGUCAUCUGUAACAGGUAUUCAUCACAACACGUCCCUUUCCGUAAAUUUGUCUCAUCUGUAUAUCCACCAGUGUUAAUGUUAAAAGCAUGAGAAAUCAGUAAUGUAUGUAUAAUUCCAGUACUUUGGGAAAGGAAUCCAUCUUCAAUGUUUUGUUCAGUGGUGUAGUUUAUACGUAAAACAGCAAAUUGACCAUCACAGUUGAUCCCUUCAUUGUGAGUAUUUAAAACUGCUUUUAGCAAUAUUCAGGAAUAUUAGGAAAUAUUCAGGUAAACAUGGUAGAAUGCUUCAGCCAGUUAACAUUUUUCUUUAAGCCCCUGUACUCGAAGACAGAACCAGGUUGAUGAAAUGGGACAAGAGAGGGGCUGGAAUGAUGGAAUAGUACCUGUAUCUUACCGUGUGACCCACACUCCCUGCAAAUACAGACUGCUUGUCAAAAUGCUGGUAUCUUACCUAGUCUGCAAUGCACUCACCUUCCACAAAUGCUGAUCUUUGUGUUGACUCCUCUGCAUUAAUAGCUGAAGGAUGAGAGCAGUGUCCAAACAUUGCGAGCUUUGACUCAGCAGCUUGUCAUGGUCACUGAAAUAGUGCUUUGAAGUUUUUCAGCUAUGCAUUUUGUUCUGUUGUAGAUUCUAUUUUCUUUCAACAACGAUUUUCCCUUGUGUUUCAUAAAGUUAAUUUUUUUCUUUUCGGACACUAUCAGAGUAUUUUUUACUGUGCCAAUACUGGUUGGUUUGUUCUAAUCUAUUUUGUAUUUUAACUUGGUUAUUAGGUUUUUGUUUACUGAUUGUUAUUUGUGCUACUCAUAUUUGUUUGUUAAUGGUUGGUUGUUUUAUUGACGAAAGAAAAAUGAUGCGAAGACGUGUUUGACAGCAUAUCAUGCCGUACUUAUAUGCUGUACUUAUAUUUAAAGCCUUGAUAAUGUUCAAUCUGUAGAAAAUUGAAGAAACAGUUCCCAUUUUGUGAACACAAACAUCUAGUACAACUCAAGCCACAGAACUUGGUCAACCACUCCACCAUCAUGGCCACAGCAACAACCACAACUAUACGAUAGAAACACCUCCAACUAUACCACCACAGAAACUACCACUGCAACUACACAAACCACUGCAACAAGUAUGACAAGAUGCACCCUGACAUGCAAUAGCACCAUCCUUCCCAUACAAAAAAUGCCAUCCGUAACCCUUACUCUCGGAUGAAUACAUACCUGUUAUUGCAAUGAAAUAUUAAUACGCUCUUUGUCAGUACAUGUGAUAUCCCGUUGUGUGUAUGGAACAAGCUGAUCUUUCUGAUCCUAAUGAAUACCAGAUCCUACCUGUAUGUUGAAGUAGUUGUGAUGCAUCUCUUAUUUAGAUGCAGUCUCAUAUCCGUGUAAGUUUACUGUAUAGAAUCUCAAAUGGAUCCAUCAGUUUAUCAUCCAAA
Haliotis rubra (blacklip abalone) is the source of this 5275-nucleotide messenger RNA. RefSeq names its product calcium-independent phospholipase A2-gamma-like. The record is from RefSeq and is a predicted model, not a curated record. Bases 122 to 2143 code for a protein of 673 amino acids. Gene Ontology annotation, biological process: arachidonate metabolic process. NCBI's taxonomy places the organism in Eukaryota, Metazoa, Mollusca, Gastropoda, Lepetellida, Haliotidae. The transcript is spliced from 8 exons. Gene Ontology annotation, cellular component: membrane.